Molecule: messenger RNA, 1299 nt
Organism: Funneliformis caledonium
Lineage: Eukaryota; Fungi; Glomeromycota; Glomeromycetes; Glomerales; Glomeraceae
Source: the annotation of a GenBank genome assembly
AUGACGUUUCCAUACCGAAUUCUAUAUACAGUAUUUAUCAUCAAUUUAUUUGUGUCCUAUAACCCAACGUUAUGUAAGACGUACAAAUAUACGAGAGAAUAUCUUCUCAACAACCAUCUUUUUUACCUCGAACCUCCGCAAACCGCCUUUGCUCAAGAUAUUAAACCGAUUAGUUAUCCUGAUAAAUGUGACUUAAAACAGUUACACUUGGUUACUAGACACGGAUCAAGAUAUCCAGAUGCAAAUAGUAUAUUAUUUUUUGACGAAUUGGAAAAAAUAUUUGCUAAUGUUUCUGUUGCAAAAAAUUGGUAUAAAAAUCCUUUCCUCAUGAGGCAAAAUUUUCAAUUGAUCAAACGAGGGGAACUCGAGCCUUAUUUUGAUGGUUUACAAUCUCGUAAAAGAUAUGCAAAAUUUUGGGAUGGAGUCAAAUAUGAUCCAGAAGUUGUAAAGUUUCAAAGUACUCAAACUUCAAGAACUGGUGCGUCGAUUAUGGCCUUUUCUGAAGGAUUGUUUAAUGGCAAGGGUUCUUUAGACAAUUGUAAAAGUCAACCUAUAUACUAUACGACUACACCAAACCAAGAUGAUACAUUAUUUAUGUUCCAUGCUUGUCGACGUUGGAACGAGACCGUUUUUUCCAAUAAUAAAGUACUUGAUGAACAAUUCUAUAUCUAUGGUAACAAGACACUAGCACCAAUUGCCAAGAGAAUUUCCGAAGAAUACAAUAUUAGCCCACCUCUUGAUCCGAUUUUCGUGCCACAUAUAUUUAAUAAUUGCCAAUUUUGGUUGACGGUUUAUAAUCGAACUGACGCAUGGUGUCCACUCUUAAGCCCUAAAGAGCUUUUAUUGUCACGACAUUAUUGGGAUUUAUUUUAUUAUCAGAUAGUUUCUUACGGUAAUCCUCUUAAUGAACGAUUGGGUUGUAGAUAUUUAACUCAGCUUGUGAAUGGAGUUGAAGAUCAUUUAAAUGGUAAUUCUAGUAUGAUUGCCGAUUUAAGAAAUGCUCAUAGCUUUACUAUAUAUAUGAUACUUACUACAAUGUACCCAGUCUCGGCAGAUCUAACUUACGAGCAAAUUAAAGAACUCGAGUAUACAGAAUAUAGGCUCAUACGCUGGUCUUCUACGCUUUAUUUCGAAAUUUAUAAAUGUUCCGGUGAUACCGUGUUGAUACGAGUGUUACUCGAUUUUAAACCGUUUUUGAUUCCGGGUUGUGAUAGUGAAUAUUGCGAGUGGAACAAAUUUAAAGAAAUUCUUGGUGAUAAAAUUGGUUGCGAUUUUGAAAAGAUGUGUGCCUAUCCUUGA